AUGCCCUUCGAACAUGGCCUGGAUCAGGGCCGCGCCCUUGGCAUUGGCUGCACCCUGAGCGCGCAGAUCCCACAGGUUGUCAUAGAUGCUAGAUAUGCCCAGACAGCCGGGGUACGGAGCAGGGUCAUCAAUCAAGAUCCUCCGCAUGCCUUCCUCGUCGAAAUUGUCGUUGGAAACAACGUAGAGCACGGGGGUUACCACGGUGAUGUCGAGGAGAUGAGUGCCUCCAGCAAUGGGAAGCUGUGA
Molecule: messenger RNA, 246 nt
Organism: Clonostachys rhizophaga
Lineage: Eukaryota; Fungi; Ascomycota; Sordariomycetes; Hypocreales; Bionectriaceae
Source: the annotation of a GenBank genome assembly